Epinephelus fuscoguttatus (brown-marbled grouper) is the source of this 3902-nucleotide messenger RNA. RefSeq lists its product as uncharacterized. The coding region runs from base 81 to 3641 and encodes 1186 amino acids. The record is from RefSeq and is a predicted model, not a curated record. Gene Ontology annotation, cellular component: nucleus. Gene Ontology annotation, molecular function: nucleic acid binding; exonuclease activity. Lineage: Eukaryota; Metazoa; Chordata; Actinopteri; Perciformes; Serranidae. The transcript has 16 exons.
GAGCCUCCACCUGUUGCUCGACGGUUAAUUAGCUACACCAAACGGUUUUCUGCGCAUCGUGGAAAGUGGCGUUUUACCUGAUGUUUCCUUCGUCUGGACUUUUUGCAGAUAUAAAUUGUCCUUUCUCGGAACAUGGGCUUUGUGAGAGGCCUCACUGUUUGUACAGACACGCCGCAGAAUUACGGGAAAUGUUCGGUGCCUCAUAUUCCAUAGCUGACUUUGCAGCAGUGCAAAGUGGCUAUCCAGUGAAUGGUGAGACCAAAGAUGACUGCCUCCAGGAGCUGGAGCGGAUCAACAAGGAGAUAGAAACUGUAAGGCACGAGGUGGAGCAAGAGCAAAGGCGACUGUCACGCUACAAAACCGUACAGGCAGGGAGCAUAAAAACUAUGCCUAAUUUCUCUGUUUCCAAGUUAGAAACUGCAGGUGAAAAUGUAGACAAAGGUUAUUAUGGACUGUCCUCUUCCACAAACUCUACUAAAGCCUACUCCCAAGCAAGGAAAUACGUGGUGGACAACUCAAAACCAAGGACUGAUUUGGAGUACGACCCUCUGUCCAACUUUUCUGCUGGCUUAUGCUCUUACAGCUCUCCAGAUAAAGAGCCAAAGGUGAAAAAUGGACAGGGGUUGAAAAGAGUACGAAAUGCUAUACCUCGUGACCAGAAGAAGCCAGUUGCAUGUCAGUCUUGGCUUUCCCAGUCUCCAUCUCGAGAGCCACUUGAUGACUCUAAUGAAGAUGGCAUCCUGAUUAUUGACAUUCCUCCCUCACCUGACAAUAAGAGAGCAAGAGCUGAGACACCUGUUGGUUCUGUUGCUGGCAAAUCCCUCCGGGAUAAAGUAAGGGGAUUGGAGGAGGUCAGAACAGCUCCUAUUUUACUUAUAAAUGCUGAGGCUCACAAGGUAGCAUCUCUACCUGCAUCAACAAUAGAAGAAAAUAAAGUUUCUGGGCAUUGCAGUUCUAAAAACACUCAAGGUCCAUUCAUUCUUUAUGAGAAUAUAGAAUGUGAAAAUAUAGCAGUUGAUGGGAGUGUCGUUAAGUUAACUGGCUGUUUGAAAGACCUGCGACAUGAAACUCAGAAAAUGACUCAUGUUUCUGAAAAAGAAGUGGAGAAAAGUCCCAAACCUUCAAGUCACCCAGCCAUGGCCCAGCAAGAUCAAGCCUGGAACAAUCUGGUGGUGAAAAAGGAAGAAAACAUGUUACAGGUUGAAUUGCCUCAGUGUGAGCUGCCCCAUAGUGUUGAGAAAAUGAAUCUACUGCAGCCACAUUAUCUUCUACCCAAGAAGUCAGUUUCUUAUAAAGCUACUGCUAACUCAGAUUCACCAUGCAGGCAACACACCAAGCAAACCCUGACAGCACAGCAGCCACCUCUGAACAGGGUUAGUAGUCAGUUGUCUUUGACAAAAUGUGUACCAUCAGUGCUGCCACACAGCCAGAAAACUCCAAGCAAAAUGCCAGGACAGAUACAGGGUAAAGCUGCUCCACCUGGAAGAUACCUGGAGCCAGCGGAACAAGCUUCAGGCAGCACCCAAGAUCAGGACCAGCACAAUUCAUCAGCAUUGGCUUUGGCAAACAAAGCAAAGUUAUCUUCUGCAUCAUUUGAACAGCAUCUUGUAAAACAAGAUUAUGAGGACAUUAUAACUAUUAGUUCCAGCUCUGAUGAUGAAGGUGAGCUCAACUAUUCAGAUAUGGAUGUGUCUGACAGUGACCCAAUGGAGGAAUGCUACAGGAUCUUCAUGGAGGCAAACAAUGAGGAUGCGGGAAAUAAGGAGCAACCUGAUUUGUCUGUUGGAGCUAUGGAUGUGGAGAAGCCGGAGUUUAAUGUCAAACCUCAAGCACUCCCAGGAAAGACGAGGGUGGCUCAUGAAGUCAAACAUACAGAGCAGCCAGUGGCUAAGAGCAGACCUCAGCCCCAGGUGCUGGUUCCUCUACGUGGACCUGCGGUGUCAGGAUUUGCUUCCCACCCCUCCAUCACCUCCAAGAUCCAGCAGGUCCAGCAGAGAGCCUCCGUGCUGACUGCUUCAGUUAAAGGUGGUCAGGCUUUUGUUUCCUCCACCUGCCAGUGGAAGCCAGAGACCCAGAGUGCAUCUUUUCCUUCAAAUCAAGCCCCCGAAAACCUGCAGCCUGCUCCUGUGCAAAAUGCUUACAUGAACUACAUAUCUUUGGGACCUGCUGUGAUUGAAGUGGGCAACAAUUUGCACUUGAUCCUCCCCGAAGGCACCUACCCGCUGCCUGUCACUUCCAGUUCCAGCCAAGUUACCUCAGUGCUAACCCCAAUCAGUCAAGUUGAAACGAGCACCGGUGCUGUGAGACAAAUGUACCAUCCACCUGCGCUUACCCCAGUGCAAAGAUACCGCACAACAGCACCUGUGCUCAUCCCUGCGCCGAUACGUAAACCUUCACUGACCUCUGCCUCUGCAGCAUCACAUUCAAGUCCAACUGCUUCCGCGACUCCUCAAGCUGCUGUCUAUACUCAGGUUAAGCCAGCGCCUUCUAAACGUAAGAUGAAGCAGCAGUGUGAGGCUGCCAAAGACAAAGUACCCCAUGACGUCCGACAGCGUUAUGUCAACAUGUUUACAGAGGAGUUCCUCAAGACUACAGCCAAUGUUAAUGAUGCCUUUGAAAAGGCACUUGCUGAAGAGAAGACUGUGUAUAACCGCAGUGUAAACAAACUCAAAUAUCUGAGUGUUGCAGUGAAUGCAUUGAAAAAGCUGAAGAACCAAAGUGCUGUUGCUGUUAAAGAUAAAAAUGAAGCCAACAGCCAAAGAUCGAAAGGCAACGUUCCCCUUGAUAUGAAAAAGUUGAAACGGAAUGAUGAUAUGGCAUUGUAUGAGAGUUUGAAGGACUAUAUUUUGACUGAAGAAAAGCUGGUUGAGAGCAACUUUCCUGUCAAGCACCCAGAGAGACCAGGCUGUGUUGUUCUUUUUGCUGACAGUAAGAGAGGCAGCGCAGACCCCCUCAAGAGGAUCUGCUGUCGAUGUGGAGCUACAUACUCUGUGAACCAAAUGGGCAAACACACCCGUAAAGAGGAGUGUAAUUACCACUAUGGGAAAGGAGUUACAAAAAAAGUGCCAGGUGGAGUGGAGACCCGCUACAGUUGCUGUGAGGGAGUCAUGGGAGCACCUGGAUGUCAGGUGUUUCAGUUGCACGUCCAUGAUUCCCUCAGCCUGGAUGGAUUUGUUUCGACUGUCUCCAGACAUCCCUCAGAUACGAGCUGUCCUGGGGUAUACUCCUUGGAUUGUGAAAUGUGUUAUACCAUUCAUGGUCUGGAGCUAUCCAGGGUGACUGUGGUCAACUCUAGUCUGCAAGUUGUCUAUGACACCUUUGUCAGACCUGAUAAUGAGGUCAUCGACUACAACACAAGAUUUUCAGGCAUCAGUGAGGAAGAUGUGAAGGGUAACCACACCUCCCUCAGAGAGGUACAGGAGAUCUUAUUGAGCUUCAUCAGCGCCGACACCAUUCUGAUUGGACACGGCCUGGAAACAGACCUCUGUGCCCUGAAGUAUUUGCUAAACAACCUGACUGCUGAAUACCUGAGGAGGAUCAUCCAAGAGAGUGUUUGUGGCCAUGACACGACAGAAGAUGCUGCAGCCUGCAUGGAGCUUAUGUUUUGGAAGGUCAAAGAAGAUGGAAAAAUGAAAAAAUGAUGGAAAUAAAACAUGACAAUCUCCACACUCUUCUUACACAGAAAAUGUUAUGCAAUUUAAAUGUCACAUAUAUUUGCAUUCUGAGGACAUGGAUGGGCUGUUAAUUUUUUAGUUUGAUGACCUCACUUGAUUUAUGUUGAAAUAUUUUUUGCAUGUUAAAUUUUGAUUUGCAGCCCAUGUGUCUAUGCCAGUAUAAGCAUUUGUGAAAACCUGAAGAGGCGUGGUGUGAUCAAUAUUAUCCAAUUAAAGGAACAUAAUGAA